GCAGUUUGAGCCUCAUGUCGAAACAACAACCUCAAUUUUACCCAGAACAAACCCAAAGCUUUGGCUUCAACCCAUUUUCACGGCAGAAUGAUGUCGACAGCCUCAGCUCUGUCUUGUUCACUCAAGUACCACUUAGCCUUUGGCCUCCGCUUCCCUCAGAACCACGCCCUAUGCCGCCAUAACGGAGCCAGAAUCACAACUUCUCGAAGCUUCGCAGUUACAAUGGCGGCCACUUCCACGACUCCUCUCGAAGUCUGCGUCAAAGCUUCCGUCACCACUCCCAACAAACUCGGCGACUGCCCCUUUUGCCAAAGGGUAUUGCUGACUUUCGAGGAAAAGCAUCUUCCUUAUGACAUGAAGUUGGUAGAUUUGGCAAACAAGCCAGAAUGGUUCUUACAAAUCAGUCCAGAAGGGAAAGUUCCGGUAGCAAAACUUGAGGAGAAGUGGGUUCCUGAUUCUGAUGUCAUUACACAGUCACUGGAAGAAAAGUACCCUGAUCCACCAUUAGUAACCCCGCCGGAAAAAGCAUCAGUCGGCUCGAAGAUUUUCACUACAUUUAUUGGUUUUCUUAAAAGCAAAGACCCCGCUGAUGGAACAGAGCAGUCAUUGCUUAAUGAGCUAAGCUCAUUCAAUGAUUAUAUUAAAGAAAAUGGCCCUUUUAUCAAUGGGGAGAAGAUUUCUGCAGCUGACUUGUCUCUGGGACCUAAGUUAUAUCAUCUUGAGAUUGCUUUGGGGCAUUAUAAGAAAUGGUCUGUUCCAGAUACACUUCCCUAUGUGAAAUUUUACAUGGAGACAAUUUUCUUGAUGGAUUCAUUCGUUAAAACACGCGCAAGCCCUGAUGAUGUAAUUGCUGGUUGGCGUCCAAAAGUAAUGGGUUAAUUCUUUCUGCUAUACAGGUAUAUUAUUUUUAUACAAGUUAUCAGGUAUCUACCCUAUCCCAAAAUUUGAUGUAAUGAGGUAAAAUAUUACAAGAUGUGGUACUCUUCUUGGCAUGCAACUGAGAUCAAAGACUUCAUUUUGUGAUGCUUGUUAUCAGAUGAGAGUACACAUUUAUUUACAGAGAUAGUUAACAUGUAAAACCCCUUCUUAGAGUUAAUAUCUUAUUCCAUGUAAAGCAAUUUAUAUUUUUGUUGCA
Messenger RNA from Theobroma umbraticum, 1135 nucleotides. RefSeq names its product dehydroascorbate reductase 1 (gene DHAR3). Lineage: Eukaryota; Viridiplantae; Streptophyta; Magnoliopsida; Malvales; Malvaceae. The record is from RefSeq and is a predicted model, not a curated record. Gene Ontology annotation, biological process: protein glutathionylation; cellular oxidant detoxification; ascorbate glutathione cycle. Gene Ontology annotation, molecular function: glutathione dehydrogenase (ascorbate) activity.